AACCACACUCUCCCUCCCCUCCUGGGCGCCCGCGCCGCCUUCUAAAAAUAUUUAGGGCCACUCUCGCCUGUUCCUCUACCCCCUGGCCAUUUCUUCGCUUCCCCAGCAUUUUCUCUGUUUCCGAUUAAUUUCUCCAUUGUUCUUGCGAAGGGAACUUGACAGGGCUUAAUCUGGUGGUCACUUAUGCUUGAAGAGAUGGUGGUCGCUGUGGAGAAUGGGGUAAAGAUGGAAUCCGCCGCCGCCGCCACCACUGACGCCGACGCCGAUUCUCCUAUUUCCGUUCUGGAGGACGAGAAAAUGUCCGAAUCCAAGGAUGAAAAAGCCAGUCGUUUUGUGGAUGCGAGCACGUCCCUGCCUGUUAAGUUCGAGGCCAACGGUGGUGAGGUGCAUCCCAUAGUCCAGGCGCUGAAUGCUGAAGAGGCGCUAUUGCAAUCAGUCAAAGUUGAGACUGCUGAUGAGUAUUUGGAUGCUAGUACUUCUCUUCCUAUUGACCUCGAGGCCAAGAACGGUGAUGCAUCCUUCAUUACUGAGGUGAUGUCAAAGGAGGAAGAACAAUUAUAUCAGGCCCGGCUUAAGGAAGAAGAGGAAGAAGAGGAGGCCAAAACGAAAGAAGCUGCAAAACAUGCUUUUGAUCCGAAGGCACGGUUUAGCAAGUUGGAUGAGCUGCUGACACAGACACAGCUCUUUUCGGAAUUUCUACUGGAAAAGAUGGAGCAGAUCACAGAUAAAGGUGUUGAAGUUAAAGAUGAAGAGGAACCUGUGGAAGAGCCGCAGAAAGGACGUGGCAGAAAGAGGAAAGCGAAUUCUAAGCCACAGUACAAUGAUAAAAAGGCAAAGACAGCAGUUGCAGCCAUGCUUACAAGAUCACAGGAAGAUCGUUCUGCUGAUGAUGGUAUUCUCACAGAAGAAGAAAAGUGUGAAAUAGAGCAAGCCAAGCUUGUUCCUUUAAUGACUGGUGGAAAGUUAAAAUCUUACCAGAUUAAGGGUGUUAAGUGGUUGAUAUCACUCUGGCAAAAUGGGCUAAAUGGGAUACUAGCUGAUCAGAUGGGCCUUGGGAAAACAAUUCAGACAAUUGGGUUUCUUGCCCAUCUGAAAGGGAAUGGUCUGCAUGGUCCAUACAUGGUUAUUGCUCCCCUGUCCACUCUGUCGAACUGGUUGAAUGAGAUAUCGAGGUUUGUUCCAUCUCUAACUGGUCUGAUUUAUCAUGGAGACAAGGUGACUCGGGCAGAGCUAAGGAGAAAAUUUAUGCCCAAAACUGCUGGUCCUGAUUUUCCGAUAAUAAUCACUUCAUAUGAGAUAGCUAUGUCAGAUGCAAGAAAAGUUCUUUCUCAUUAUAAGUGGCAGUAUGUUAUUGUAGAUGAGGGGCAUCGGUUGAAAAAUUCAAAGUGUAAAUUAUUGAGUGAGUUAAAGCACAUUCCAAUGGAUAAUAAACUACUUUUAACUGGGACACCUCUUCAGAAUAACCUUGCAGAGCUGUGGUCGCUCUUGAACUUCAUUUUGCCUGAUAUAUUCUCAUCCCAUCAGGAGUUUGAGUCAUGGUUUGAUUUUUCUGGGAAAGGAGACGAGGAACAACAGGAAGAUACUGAUGAGAACAAGAGAGUUGUUGUUUCAAAGCUUCAUGCCAUUUUGCGUCCAUUCCUUUUAAGACGUAUGAAGGAGGAUGUAGAACAGAUGCUUCCAAGGAAGAAAGAGAUAAUUAUUUACGCUAACAUGACUGAACAUCAACGUCAAAUCCAGACUCAUUUGAUUGAGAAGACAUUCGACGACUACUUGCUUGGGAGCGCAGAUAUUGUGUUGAGACCUGGCAUGAAGGCAAAGCUGAAUAAUCUAAUGAUUCAGAUGAGGAAGAAUUGUGCCCAUCCUGAUCUUUUCAAUGCUGCAUUUGACUCAACAGGCCUCUACCCACCUAUUGGUAAGCUUCUGGAGCAAUGCGGCAAAUUUCAGCUGUUCAACAGGUUGCUGGAUUCUCUACUCAAACGAAAACACAAGGUUCUAGUAUUUUCACAAUGGACAAAAGUCUUGGACCUCAUAGCUUAUUAUUUGGAUACGAAAGGCCUGGAGGUUUGCCGGAUUGAUGGUGGUGUCAGAUUGGAAGAGAGGAGGAGGCAGAUAGCAGAGUUUAAUGACUUGAACAGCAGUUUGAAUGUCUUCAUUCUAAGCACACGUGCUGGCGGUCUUGGUAUCAAUCUUACUUCUGCUGAUACCUGUAUACUGUAUGACAGUGACUGGAAUCCUCAGGCUGAUUUGCAGGCCAUGGAUCGAUGCCACCGGAUUGGUCAAACAAAACCGGUGCAUGUUUAUCGCCUGGCAACAUCCAAUUCUGUUGAGGGACGGAUUAUUAAGAAAGCUUUUGGAAAGUUGAAGCUAGAGCACGUCGUGAUUGGGAAGGGGCAGUUUCAACAAGAUAGAGCCAAGCCUAACGCCUUAGAUGAGGCGGAGCUGCUAGCGCUGCUCAGGAACGAGCAGGAUGAGGAAGACAGGAUGAUCCAGACGGACAUCAGCGAUGAGGACCUUCUGAAGGUGAUGGAUCGCAGUGAUCUCACAGGCCCUCCUGGUGCCGUCGAUGCCACCCCUCUUGUUCCCCUCAAAGGGCCUGGCUGGGAGGUCGUGGUUGCGUCCAAGAGCGGCGGCGGCAUGCUCACAGCGCUCACCAGCUGAGACCUGUCCCAGCCCAGCACUGUAGUGACGAGUGACGACGCCUCUCUUUUUCGGUGCUUCGGCUUGUUCACCGGGAAUUAGCCGAUGUUUCGUAACAACAAUAUAUUAGCCUCCCUAAGUAACUAUCCACCCGGCGUCGUCACCCUACUAGAUUAGAACUGAUCUUUUGGCGAGCUAUGUUCUUUCUAACUUUAAGCUCGUGCCUCCUUCCAAGGCAGGCUAUGAUGUAAGACUGUUAUUGGUAGUCUAUGCUGAAGGAAGUUUGGAAAUUGUUGCUUA
Molecule: messenger RNA, 2937 nt
Organism: Brachypodium distachyon (stiff brome)
Lineage: Eukaryota; Viridiplantae; Streptophyta; Magnoliopsida; Poales; Poaceae
Product: ATP-dependent DNA helicase DDM1
Exons: 15
Coding region: 184-2658 (824 amino acids)
Cellular component (GO): nucleus
Molecular function (GO): ATP binding; DNA binding; ATP-dependent chromatin remodeler activity
Source: RefSeq, a predicted model, not a curated record